GGGUCCGGGCAGGCCCGGUAGCCUCGGGCGGCCUGAGCUGCGGGGAGGCGCCCGGAGCUCGCCCUGCCCCUGGGAGGCGCCUGGUGCUGCCCGCCUACCUGCAAGGCCCGGGCCCCGCCUGGUCGCAAAGACCGGCGCUGCGGGGACGUGGGCGGCAGAUGUGAUGGCACCAAGAAGAAAAGAGAAAUACAAACUUCCGGUUCCACUCCCAGAAGGCAAAGUUCUGGAUGAUAUGGACGGAAACCAGUGGACACUGGGCAAGAUGAUUGGCUCUGGAGGGUUUGGACUGAUAUACUUAGCUUUCUCUACAAAUAAACCAAACAAAGAUGCAAGACAUGUAAUAAAAGUGGAAUAUCAAGAGAAUGGCCCAUUAUUUUCAGAACUUAAAUUUUAUCAGAGAGCUGCAAAAAGAGAAUAUAUUAAAAAGUGGAUAGAACAGAGAAAACUUGAUUACUUAGGAGUUCCUAUAUUUUACGGAUUUGGUCUGACCAAUUUCAAAGGAAGAAGUUACAGAUUCAUGGUAAUGGAAAGACUGGGAAUAGAUUUACAGCAGAAGCUUUCAGACCAGAAGGGUACUUUUCAAAAGUCAACUGUCCUGCAACUUGGAAUCAGGGUGCUGGACAUACUGGAAUACAUACAUGAAAAUGAAUACGUUCACGGUGAUAUAAAAGCGGCAAAUCUACUGUUGGGUUACACAAACCCAGAUCGGGUUUACCUUGCAGACUACGGACUUUGCUACAGAUACUGUCCCAAUGGAAACCACAAACAGUAUCAGGAAAAUCCCAGGAAGGGCCAUAAUGGAACAAUAGAAUUUACAAGUUUGGAUGCCCACAAAGGAGUAGCCCCUUCCAGAAGAAGCGACGUUGAGAUCCUUGGUUAUUGCAUGCUGCGCUGGCUAUGUGGGAAGCUGCCUUGGGACGCAAACCUGGAGGACCCCUUGGCCGUUCAGACUGCUAAGACCAAUCUGCUGGAUGAGCUCCCGCAGUCGGUGCUUUCGUGGGCUUCUGGAAGUAGCUGCUGUGAGCUCGCUCAGUUCUUGGUGUGUGUCCAUAAUUUAGCUUAUGAGGAAAAGCCAGACUAUCAGAAGCUCAAGAAAAUUCUAAAUCCCAAUGGGGUACCUUUAGGACUACUGGAAUUUUCCAGUAAAGCACAGAGUGUCCAUGUCUGUACUCCAACCCUUCCAAAAGCUGUCUCUCACUCCCGUCCUGUGGAUCCCUCGCUCCUGCCCUGUGGAUCCUAACUUCUGCCCUGUGGAUCCCUAACUUCUGCCCUGUGGAUCCUAACUUCUGCCCUGUGGAUCCUAACUUCUGCCCUGUGGAUCCCUCGCUCCUGCCCUGUGGAUCCUAACUUCUACCCUGUGGAUCCCUAACUUCUGCCCUGUGGAUCCUAACUUCUGCCCUGUGGAUCCUAACUUCUGCCCUGUGGAUCCCUCGCUCCUGCCCUGUGGAUCCUAACUUCUGCCCUGUGGAUCCCUAACUUCUGCCCUGUGGAUCCUAACUUCUGCCCUGUGGAUCCCUAACUUCUGCCCUGUGGUUCUCUCACUACAGUUUUAUGGAUCUCACUCCUGCUCUGUGUCUUUGCAUCCCAGUUUCAUCAUGAUACAGAGCUAGAUAAUAUUCUUAGACAUUAUUACUAUAUAUCUGUUGAUAUUUCGGCUUAUAGAAGGAAUUAUUUUCUUAAUGAAGUUGUUAUUGUAUUUGUUAUCUCAUUUAUUGUUUUUCUUUGAAUGGAUGCCCUCACAUCAACUUUAAAAAAUUAACUUAAAGGAGUAUAAAGUCAAAGGAUUUUGAGGAGAGAAUGGUAGAAACUGAGUCUGUGAUGAGCUACACUGUUACUCAGACAAGGAAACGACCCUUUCUCACUUGAGGCUAUCCACAUUAAACAAGUAAAUAAUAAAUGUGUGUGUGUGUGUAUGUGGAGGGCAUUCUGGUGGAGGUACAAGUUAAGGUUAGAAUGCCAUUUAUAUUAGUAUUUCUUCUGAACUUUGGAACAUCACAAGUGCUUGUGAGCCAAGAAUGCAGGAUGCAGCUAAUGUGGCUGAUGGGCUGCUAGAUGAAUGGUGAGUCAAGUCUCAGUGCACAGAUGGUUCUGAUUUGCUGAAUUUUGUAGCUGCUGCAACCGAAGACAUAAAAUAUCCUUCUACUCAUAAAUUAGCUCUUUGGAAGCAAAACCUUGGCACCAGAGCUUUACAACCUUCAAUUAGUAGGAAAAGAAGUAUCUGAGUGACUGUGGUAUUGACAUCUGUAGGCCUGCAUAGUAAUCAUUCCUAAUAGAAGAGAAUAUCUGUUUGAGGAGGGUUUGCAUGGCUAAUUAACUACCAGUGAGAAUCUGUAAUUUUUUCAUGAUCCCCUGAUUGUCACCUUUCUCUCGUGGUACAAUUACAUUUUAUUGUAGCAAGUGCCUCACAAACCAAUUGUCAGCACUGUUUACAUAUUGCAGAAGGCAGAACGAAAGUUCAUGUUUAAUGAAAAGCCACUGGAUUUUGACCUUGGUAAUUAUGGAGACUUCUUUUAACAGUUUUAUUGACUUUUGUAUUUUUAUCACUUUUCCAACAAAACAAAGAACCAUUUCCUUGACAGUGUCCCCUUACAGUGAUGGUCAGCACUUACUCUGUACCAGUUUAAGAAGAUUUUCAUCCUUUUUUGUAGUUUUCACUUUCAUAAGCUUCACUGAAAUAUAAGUCAUUUUAAAACAAUACCAUAUCCUUUGCCAUAGUAUUCUAAUCGUUAUACUCCACAAUAUACAGUAAAGUCAAAGAGUAUUUGUUGUUGAACCAAUUUUUAAGCAGAGAAUAAGAAUAAUACAUUAUAGAACAUUUUCCAAUGAGCUUUCAUGAAAAAUAUUUUAUUCCGUUUUUAUUAGAGCGCUUUAGUUAUAAGUAACACUAUUUAAAAAUAACAUAUAAUUUUAAUACCUUAAUUUCUGUUAACAGUGUGAUCAGCCUGAAUAUGCAGCUAGUAAGACAUAUUUCAUAGCAUAUCAGCAUUUAAUUAACGACUUAAUUUUUUCUACUAUUUUAUGUGCACAUAUGUAUUUAAAUAUGUCAAAAAUAUAGUUUCACUAUCUGUGGGUAAAUUGCAUGUUGAUUUUAAUUUCUACAGUUUACAGGUCUUUAUUAAUGCUGUAAGAGUCAAACCUGAAAAUGUUGAACUAUAUGGACAUUACCAUCCUGUCCUCAGUUGGGCUGAGUGAUGCACAGGAAGGUGUCUUCAGCUGAUGGCUCCCUAACAGAAUUAUUUGAAUCAAAGACUGUGGACCGGGGGUGGGGAAAAAAAAGACUGUGGACCUGGGGGGCUACAAAUUUUCUCUUUCAAGUCGAAGCAUCUUUUCACUCACUCAGAGUACACCUUGUCACUGUGCAUGUGCUCUACUGUAGCUACUGGUAGAUUAGUAAAAGAAUUACUAUUUCUUCAACUUUUUUGGACAGGUAUUUAAAAAUAAGUCAUUGUGACUGAAAAGAAAGCAUGCAUAUACAAAUAAACUUUUUUUUUACCAUUCAUUAGUCAAAAGGAAGGAAUUUAUGUAUGUUAAAUUUUUCAGUGUAUUAUUUCUUUGUAAGAUGAAAUUUUUAGAUUUUAGGAUUCUUAACAAAAUGCUUUUGAAUUAGAAACAAGCACACUUCUGAAUGAACUUACAGCAUGCUCUUGCAAAGUGAAGAGAUAUUUUACUUACAGAUGUUUGGAUGUGGUGGACCAUUUACAGUAAACUCUGGGUUUCCUCCAGAGCAAAACUGGAAAUGAAUUUUAGCCAGUAUAGCAAAGAUGCUGUUGUUCUGGGUCUUUUAUUUUUUUUGCUUUUGUCUGCAAAAGCAAACCUUUAUUUGAAAGGCCAUCCAGCAGUCCUGGAGGUGACUGCCUUCACCAGGAGGGUCCCAAGGUUCGUCAUCCUGGCCUCACAGCUGCUUAUGCUACCCACUGAAGCAUUUGGAUUUGCUCGUUUGUUUUGUUUCAUAUUGUUUUGUGUUAUGUUUGGAUGAAAGUCUGCUUAGCAGGCAUGCCAUCAUUCAGCCACAUCACCAGUCACCCUCUGCCACUUACUCUUUCAAACCCAGUGAAUCUCACCAGUGCCGGCUGAUGUCAGCUGCAGUGAAUGAAAGGGCAUCUCACCAGUGCCGGCUGAGGUCAGCUGCAGCUCCUGGGUUCCCAGAGGAUAAAGUCAGUGGGAGAAAUGUACCGUUCGGCCCCUUCUCUUCUCCAGCUGUGGCCCUGUUUGAGGAGCAGGAAUUCAGAGGAGCUGCCCAUUUCAAGGCAGCAGAAAAGCCAUGAGUCAGGACAGAAGUCUGAGUUUCCUUCACUACACACAGUAAAAUGUGGUUCCUUUCUCAGUCUCAAUCCAAAGUCCGGCAAGUCAAAGGGCAAUGUGUGUUGCGGGGGUACAAAUUUUCAAGGAGAAGCUUUAAUUCUUAAAAUAAUUCUAUGAGCUUGUCUUCCUGUGUGUUUUCUAUAUGAGAGGAAUGGAACACAAAUCCCUGGUAGAAGACUUUUUCCUUUUCAAUGUUCAGGAGUAUAAAGUGUUCUGGUUUCAUACUAUAGUGUGAGGUUACAUUGGAAAAUUAAGUCAAAUAUUAUCUUGUUUAAGUAGUGAGUUUUCUUGAAAAUGAUACAUAUUUUGGUAGUGUCCCUUUUGAUACACAGAGAUGCCAGGAGUGUUUUCUGUAUUUAUUUUCUUAUCUUUUUUAAAUAUGAAUGUUUCACUCUGUUAAAAAAUUAAGAAUUUCUUUAUCCCAUUUUCCUCAGCAUUGUAAGUUUGUGUGGGAACUUUACUUAUCAGAUAGAAGCAUUCAUGGCCUUGCAGCAUAAGCCUCAGGCCACCAUGUCUUCCAGGGAACCUCAGACAGAAUAUACUAUGCCCAAACCUGUUCAGUAUGUCAGAGGCUCCCAGGGGAAAUUGGUACCUUAAAUGCUUACUACAUAGGAGAGACUAAAAGUCCUUAAUUAUUGCAAUAAGAACAGUCUACAUAACCCCAUACCCCCAGUUCUGAAUGAAUAGUCAUGUCACAGACACCCAAGCAUCUCUGUUUUAGAGUUACUUGUAGUAGGGAAACAAGUAUCCACCGGUGAAUGGAGGAAAAUAAUGGAAUGAGUAAGAAAAGUAUCCAGCUUUAAAAAAGAAACCCCUCUUGUCUUUAUGACCAAGUGAAGUAUGUCUAAUAGGUCAGGACAGACACUGCCUAGUUGUAACUCUUGUGUGGAAUCUAAUCCAAUAGGACAUUGGAGAGUAGAAUGGUGAACAUCAAAAGUUUGGAGUUGGGGAAAACAGGGGUAUGUUGGUUAAAGACUCAAACAUUUCAGUUAUAAGAUGAAUGAGUUAUAGGAAUCUAUUAUACAGCAUGACAAAAUGGAUGUCAUAUUCUCACUACAUACAGAUGUGAUAAAUGCAUGGACUUGAAUGUGGUAUUUCACAAUGUGAGAUGUCAAAACCUCACAGCAGACAACUUAAAUAUUCAUUUGUUGAUUGUAUCUCAAUAAAGAUGGAAGAAAAAAACCUUUAGCUAAUCCA
Mesocricetus auratus (golden hamster) is the source of this 5499-nucleotide messenger RNA. It is a transcript of the gene Vrk2, whose product is annotated as VRK serine/threonine kinase 2. Lineage: Eukaryota; Metazoa; Chordata; Mammalia; Rodentia; Cricetidae. Gene Ontology annotation, biological process: peptidyl-serine phosphorylation; signal transduction. Bases 164 to 1240 code for a protein of 358 amino acids. The record is from RefSeq and is a predicted model, not a curated record. Gene Ontology annotation, molecular function: protein serine/threonine kinase activity; ATP binding. The transcript has 12 exons. Gene Ontology annotation, cellular component: cytoplasm; nucleus.